This is a messenger RNA of Syngnathus typhle (broad-nosed pipefish), 2692 nucleotides long. RefSeq names its product transmembrane protein 267 (gene tmem267). The transcript is spliced from 3 exons. The record is from RefSeq and is a predicted model, not a curated record. Lineage: Eukaryota; Metazoa; Chordata; Actinopteri; Syngnathiformes; Syngnathidae. Bases 144 to 863 code for a protein of 239 amino acids.
CUGUGGUUUUAGAUAAGAAGAAGAAAGAUUCCGCGUCUGUGUAUUCUGUUUUUGCAGCACAGUUCAAGACAAUGGGUUUGCCAGAGUCCUUGUGACCUUCAGUGGUGUCUCUUUGGCUACCACCCACCCGGCUGUUUAUCAACAUGCAAGGUUUCUACUCCAAGCUGGACUCUCCCCCACUGCUGGGGGGAGAGGGCGCCCCCGUACCCCUGAGCCUGGCUGUGGAGACGGAAAAAGCCCAGGCGCUUUUGCAGACAUUCAGCUCCGCCUCCCUGCUUGCCUCGGCGGGUUUGGGCGUCUUCUGCGUGGCGGCGGACCACGCCCUGCAGCUUCCGCUCAUCCAGCAUCACCUGUGGCUGCGCGCCGCCCUGGACAACGGGACCCAUGCUGUUGUGGGCUUGUGGUCCUGGGCUGUGGUCAUCGGGCUCAGGAAGAAAAGUGACGUCUACGAGGUGCUGCUGGCGGGUCUCCUGGCGUCUAUCAUAGACUUGGACCACUUCUACAUGGCCGGCUCGCUGUCACUCAAGGCCGCCGUCUCCCUGCCUCAGCGGCCUCCUCUCCACUGCUCGUCUCUCAUUCCCGUCCUCUGCCUGUCCCUCCGCUUACUCAUGUGGCUGGGACGCCUCAAAGACGCCUGGUGCUCGUUGCCGUGGAUGCUGUUCAUAUCCAUGGCGACGCAUCACGUGCGGGACGCUGUGCGCCGCGGCCUGUGGGUGUGUCCCUUGGGGAACACGGCGCCGCUCCCCUACUGGCUUUACGUCAGCACCACAGCGACGCUUCCUCACCUGUGCUCUGUGCUCAUGUACCUGACCGGAGCCAGAGACGUCAUCUCCACCAAACACGGCGUCGCCAUCGAUGUGUAGACUCCGUUAGGAGAUUGUGAGGUGCAACAAAAGGGAUGGCAAAUUAAUGGAAGGGAGAAACUAUGACGCAAAUCCCAAACAAAUGAGUGCCAACUUUUACUUUCCUACCCUGUAGGUAGUUAUUGCUUAUUCACCUUUACGAUAUUUAUCCAGCGAUGACUAAUUGAUAUUAUCACAAGUACACUGUCUCUCACCAAUAUUUACUUGAACAAAAUGUCUGAAGUGUCGCCUUACUUCAGAAUGCUUCAAUUGCACUUGUUUUAUUGUAGUCGAAUAAUUAUUUUUUUCACUGUCCACAUGCGAAUCCCCGUGUAUUUAAAUACCAAUUAACAUAAUAUAAUUUAUAGAUUAUUUUAAUUGAAUGUUUAAUUUUUUUUUCAUUUGAAAUUUUAAACCAUAUUUAUUUGCUAUUUAUUGUUAUACUGCUGAGGAAAAUGUCGAUUAAAACACAGAUUUCCACUUUGUAUUGCGAUUUAACUAAAUAUAUUUAGCUUCGUGUAGAGACAGGGUUUGAAUACGGCUAGAUUUUGUCCUCAUUUUUAAUCUGUAUAGAGAAAGUCGUCUGUUUUGUUUCAGUAUCAUGAAAAGGCUGAUGUCAUCCUGUGUCCACUAGAGGGCGACAAAGGACCAAGGUGGAAUUGACGAUUAGUCCAUGCAAACGGUAUGUUUAUUUUCAUCGUGUGCUGCUGUAUUGUACAUUUUGGCAUCUUAUGGUUUAAUAAGACUUUGUUAUCACUUCUGCUAUUAUGAUAUAAAAAAUGUUUGGAAAUAUUUGUCACAAAUAGGAGUUUUACAAACUUGGUUACGAAGAGCAGUUUCUAAGGACACAUGCACUUAGAAUAAUGUUUUUCCAGAAACUAACAGUUGUUAGCCAAACCUCUUAUCACUGCUUAAGUCAUCCACUUGAAACCUCUUUUGCACAUAAGUUUGUUUCCAUUUAUUUGCACUGUUUAGUUGCUGUAAAAGAAAAAAAAAUACACAUAAAACAAUAUAGAGAAUGCACUAUUAUUUUAAUCUCAAUAAACAACAUCUGGAAUAUGAGUUUGCUACAGGAAGCACAAUGCCACACAAGUUGCGGCUUUUUCCAUGAAGAAUUAAAGCACCCGAAAGCUGCCGGUGUGAUAAAAUAGUAUUUAUUUUUUUACAGAAACAUACAAAGGUAGGGAGGGCACAAAUAACAGCUUAUGGUGAUAUCUGGCAAACAAAUGAAGCCACCAAAAAAAAAAAAAGACACUAUGUACAUCUGAGGAUAGAUGCCUGAAAGAGGCUCCUGGCAUCACAAAAUAGAGAGAAGACAAAGUUUCUAUGAAGACUAAGAAAAGGCUCACAUGGAAUUAUGGACAGUCUCUAAUACUGCACUUUGCCCAAAAAAUGUAAUUUUAUUACAAAAUGUGUCUUUUAACACCAAGAAAAAAAAAAAUCCUAAGUGUUUGUUGUCAGUACAAAUCUAAGUUUAAAUCUAAUUGAAAAGUUUAACUCAACAACCCCUUCCACUUUUUAAUUAUUAUUUAUUUUUCUUAGAUAUUAGAAUUUAAUGGAAAAGAACAAACACUAUCCUCUCCAUUAAAUAUAUUUCUUAGAUUGUCUGGGACCUUCCUACUUGACCCCAAAAAAUGAAAUGAAAACCAUGUUGAAUGAUCAGUCCAAUAGAAUAACAGAACAGCAACAAUGCUGGGGACAUAAAUACCGAUAUCCUCCAGAAACAUAUUCUUAAAUGUGGUCAUCUGGAAUUUCAAAUUCAAAUAUUUCCAUCUAUUCUUAAUUCCACAAACAGUUUCUUUUGAACACCUUUGAUUUUCCCAAUGAACUGUGUGAUCCUGAAUUGCUUA